Hemiscyllium ocellatum (epaulette shark) is the source of this 3582-nucleotide messenger RNA. RefSeq names its product PR domain containing 4 (gene prdm4). The transcript has 12 exons. Gene Ontology annotation, cellular component: nucleus; cytoplasm. Gene Ontology annotation, biological process: regulation of transcription by RNA polymerase II; cell fate commitment. The coding region runs from base 85 to 2499 and encodes 804 amino acids. NCBI's taxonomy places the organism in Eukaryota, Metazoa, Chordata, Chondrichthyes, Orectolobiformes, Hemiscylliidae. Gene Ontology annotation, molecular function: DNA-binding transcription factor activity, RNA polymerase II-specific; histone deacetylase binding; RNA polymerase II cis-regulatory region sequence-specific DNA binding. The record is from RefSeq and is a predicted model, not a curated record.
GGGCCGGGCCGUGGGUGUGCGGCUGCGCAGACUGUCGGGUAGGUGACAAACAAUCGGCGCAAAAAGACACCCGAAAGGAGGCGAAUGGGACUAGAUGGAUACUUCUGCAGCAAAAACCUUCUGGGGUCAGAUAAACCAGGAGAUAACUUCAGCAUGAAUGACAUCAACCUGAGCCCUGUGGGGAUGGAUCAACUGAAUGCUUCAUCUGUUAGCAGCACCUUACCUGUCACAGGAAGUCACCUGGGCAUGGGUUCACCCACCCACAACCCUCUCCCAGCUCCAGGAAUGCCGGUGGCAAUACCGAACCUUAGUCCUUCCUUAGGCUCCCUCCCAUCAGCUCUUUCAUUAAUGCUUCCAAUGAGUAUUGGAGAACGUGGAGUAAUGUGCAGUAUUCCAGAGCGGAAUUAUACUUUGCCACCUCCUCCAUAUCCACAUUUGGAGAACAGCUACUUUCGGCACAUUCUCCCGGGUAUUUUGUCUUACUUGGCUGACAGACCACCUCCCCAGUACAUCCAUUCUAGCGCUAUCAGUGUGGAUGGAAACCCUGCACUGCCUGUUUCUAGCAACCCACCUACCCUUGAUCAUUAUGAACCUAAUGGUGCUGUGGGCUUGGAGUCCAGCAUCGUUUCCAUUGACUCGAGACAUGUAGGCACUCACAACUCCCAGAAUCUGCAUCAGAGCAACAACCAGGAAGUUCCACUGAAUGCUAACAUCUCCAUGGAAACAGUUUCUAGAGUUAAUAGUCCCAUCUCGACAGAAGGGAUGAGUGAAGAUUUGACUAUGAAUGGUGUAACAGGAAAGCCACAGGCAUUGUCUUCUGGCUCCAGAAACCAUGAAACAAUAACUGUGGACUCCGUGGGGAAUAAUUUGGAAGCAGAGGCAGUAGGGCAGAAUACAAUAAUUCCAAUACAUGCUAAUGCAAUAGAGUUACCAGUUGUCAUGGAACCAGAACAAAUAACUGGUCGGGUAAACAACAUGCCAGAGAAUUCUCUGAGUGACUCCAUCCAUGCUGCUACAAUAAAUCCAAAUCCAGUAGGAGUGGCACUUUCAUCUUCUCACUCACUGCCUUCACUUGAGUCAGUGUCUCUUCAUGGAUCCAAUGUGGGACUGGACAGAGUUUCUGUUUCCACUAUUACAACAGAGGUCUCCAUGAGGACCAAUCAGGUAGAUGGGUCCUCAGAAAACCUUUCAUUUGUGUCAGGAUCUCUACAAAUGGAGGAUUCCUGCUCCAAUAAAGAGAAUCUGGCAGAUUCCUUUACGAUUUGGUGUACUGUAUGUGACCGUGCCUAUCCUGCUGACUGUCCUGAACAUGGGGCAGUAACUUUUAUACCAGACACACCAGUCAGCAGCCGAGCCCGACUGUCAAUUCCAAAACAGCUAAGCCUCAGACAGUCCAUCACGGGAGAAGAUGUUGGUGUGUGGAGUCAAGAAACAAUUCCCAUACGCACUUGUUUUGGACCUCUGAUUGGAGAAGAGAUUAACUUGUUGGAAGUUGCUGAUUGGACGAACAAAAGCAACACUAAUAUCUGGAAGAUAUUUUGCAAUUAUGUUUUGGAAUUUCUGAUAGUGACAGCAGAUGAGAAUAUCUGUAACUGGAUGAUGUUUGUACACAGGGCGAGGACACGGGAGGAGCAAAACCUAGUAGCCUAUCCUCACAAUGGGAAGAUUUAUUUCUGUACAUCCAAAGAGAUUCCUCCGAACCAUGAGCUACUUUUUUACUAUACCAGGGACUAUGCAAGGCAACUUGGAGUUCCAGAGCAUCCAAAUGUACACAUGUGUCACUGUGGCAAGGCAUAUGGUACAUACAGUGAGCUGAAGUCACAUCUAAGCAGUCAUGGACAGAGUCGGGAAAGGAAGUGGAAGUGUUCCAUCUGUCCAAGAGCAUUCACCUCUUCUACCAAACUAAAUGUUCACAUGAUGGGACAUAUGGGGAUGAAACCACACAAGUGUGAGUUCUGCAGCAAGGCUUUCAGUGACCCCAGCAAUCUCCGAACUCACCUGAAAAUUCACACAGGUCAGAAAAACUACCGCUGUGAAAUGUGUGACAAGUCUUUUACUCAGAAGGCUCACCUGGCCUCUCACAUGAUAAUCCACACAGGAGAGAAGAACCUGAAAUGUGAUUAUUGUGAGAAAAUGUUCAUGCGGCGGCAGGACCUACGGCAGCACAUGUUGACCCAUACACAAGAGAGGCAAAUCAAGUGUCCAAACUGUGACAAACUCUUCUGGAGGACAACACACUUAAAGAAACAUCUCAAUUCACAUGAAGGAAGAAGGGAUUUCAUCUGUGAGAAGUGUUCGAAGGCAUACUUAACAAAGUAUCACUUAACUAGACAUUUAAAGAUCUGCAAAGGUUCCAAGACAUGUCUGCCCAUGCAAGAUCUGGAGGAAGAGGAUGAGGAUGAGGAUGUAGAUAGUGAGGAUGAAGAACUCUUGGAGUCUGGUAGAGGGACCUGCCAGUUGAACAAUGACAAUUACGCCACAGAAGAGGAUGGGCAGUAGGAGUUGCAAAAUAUUUCGGAUGUGACUGUCCUAUUGAGCAAGAACAUCUUCAUAGAUUGAGUCAGAGCUUUCAUAAUCUUAUGAACAACAUGCAAAUGGAUUCCUCAUAGAAGAUCACAGCAGCUCCCCUGAACCAAAUAUUGCAGAAAUGUAAAUAAUGGAGCACAGAGCAGUGAGGCACCAUUAAAAGGAGCAUCAGGGACAUGAAUCUGACACAUACUGAAUGUGAAGCUAGGUCUUAAUUCUAAAUUGGUCAAUUCUUACUUAGGAUCAGUCCAAACAUAGAUUUUAUGAGGUGCAUCUUUUCAUUUCUAUAAAAUCAUACAAGUAUCUUGGAGAUUGACCUGCAAUAUGAUUAUUAACCAGAACUAGUCUGCUGAUGUGAGUUUUAAGAACAUGACAAUCUGUCACUCUGACAAAGGGAGACAUUCAUUUACCUGAAUUGCUGUUCUAGGAGAAGAAGCAUGGCUCCUUGCUGCCCACAAUUAAUGAUAUCAAGGAUUGGUGGGGAGUUUGGUUAACAUGCAAAAUAAAUCAAUGCACUUGUAACCUUGCUUCAAAGUGUUAAGCAUAAACUGAGUUCAAAGUGUGCAUCUUAAAUCUUACUCUACAGUGCUCAAUCAAUCUAGUGGAAGAACAAGUGUGCACCUAUUGUAUAUCAGUAUUCAGCAGUUAUCUUCUAAUGGACCUGAUUAUCUAGACAAAAUAGAAAUUAACUUUUCAUCUGAAACAGUUUUGUGAAUGUAUGGAGGAUGCUACAAUGCACAUUGGAAGAUAAUUGACUUUUUGUAGCAAGUGAGAUAAUUUACUUGUUUUGCGAACAGGAAAUGAACAGUGAAGGCAAAGUUCAAGUAGACUGUAAAUAUUUCAAACUUGUGUUGCUGCCUCACACCAAUGUAGUUCUUGUGACUCUCCGAUGGCUUAGGAAAAAACAUAUGCAGGUAGGCAACAAACAAGGUGUUUUUAUUUGGCCAAAAGGACAAUGCUGACCUGUGUUUAGCUGUAAUAUAUUGUACAUCUUUUGGUAAUAUAUUUUCCUUAUGUUCCAUUCAAAGUAAUACUAAAAAGAUGAAUUAAAAUUAU